This is a messenger RNA of Cuscuta campestris, 1415 nucleotides long. Lineage: Eukaryota; Viridiplantae; Streptophyta; Magnoliopsida; Solanales; Convolvulaceae. The record is from the annotation of a GenBank genome assembly.
AUUGGGAUAACCCUCGGGCAACACACUCCACAUAACCGGAGACGGAGCUCCAAGAGAAUUCCAGAAUGGGGAAUCGGAAAAGGGUCCUCUUAUUAUGCGGCGAUUAUGUUGAAGACCACCAUGUGAUGGUUCCAUUUCAAGCACUGCUCGCUUACGGAGUCGCCGUCGACGCCGUUUGCCCCGGUAAGAAAUCCGGCGAUAUUUGCCGAACUGCUAUACAUCAGCUUGGUGGUCACCAGACAUAUUCUGAGUCUCGGGGUCACAACUUCACCCUCAAUGCAACAUUUGAUGAAAUAGAAGUGUCAAAGUAUGAUGGGCUGGUCAUCCCAGGAGGACGGGCACCAGAAUAUCUGGCUCAUAAUGAAUCAGUUUUGGACUUGGUUAAACAAUUUGUGAGCUCUAAUAAACAAAUUGCGUCUAUCGGCCAUGGGCAAUUGGUCUUGGCUGCUGCAGAUGUAGUUAGAGGCCUAAAGUGCACAGCUUGUCCUCCUGUUAAACAUCUUCUUAUAGCUGCUGGUGCACAUUGGAUAGAGCCAGAGACAAUGGCUUUAUGCAUCGUUGAUGGGAAUCUAAUUACGGGGGCAACUUCUGAAGGGCAUCCUGAGUUCAUCAGGCUUUUUGUCAAGGCACUUGGAGGCAAAAUAUUUGGUUCUGGCAAAAGAAUUCUAUUUCUCUGUGGGGAUUUCAUGGAAGACUAUGAGGUAGCAGUACCGUUCCAGUCCCUCCAAGCACUCAAGUGCCAUGUUGAUGCAGUUUGUCCAAGGAAAAAAGCAGGUGAAAAAUUUCCUACCGCUGUUCAUGAUUUUGAAGGUGGCGAACAAACAUACAGCGAGAAGCCUGGCCAUGACUUCACCCUGAAUGCUUCUUUCGAUCAAAUCAGUGCGUCUAUGUAUGAUGGGAUUGUCAUUCCUGGUGGCAGAGCUCCUGAAUACUUGGCACUAGACAGCCGGGUUCUCAGAUUGGUAAAAGAGUUUAUGGAGUCUAACAAACCAGUUGCAUCAAUCUGUCAUGGACAACAGAUAUUGUCUGCCGCAGGUGUUCUCAAGGGAAAGAAGUGCACUGCAUACCCUGCUGUAAAGCUGAAUGUGGUUCUGGGAGGGGGAACAUGGUUGGAACCUGAACCACUAGAUCAAUGCUUUACAGAUGGAAAUCUGGUCACUGGGGCUGCUUGGCCAGGUCACCCGGAGUUUGUUUCUCAGUUCAUGGCAUUGCUUGGAGUGCGUGUUGCCUUCUGAACUCGGAUGAAGGCGGCUUGUGGUGUGUUUUAUUUGAACCCUACAUUUCUUUUUUUCAGUGUUCAAUUAUAUUGCUGCAAGUCAUAAAGUUUGAAGAGAAAAACAAUAAAUAUAUUUAUUAAUAAAUCCUCUUAUUCAGAAUAAAACAUAAACAACGAAUGAUUCUGAUGAAUAAUUGUG